CCUCUAAAUAAGUUGUCAAAUUGGCAGCAGCAUAAGCAUAUAUCCAACGUCAGCAUAAAAUACUCGUAUAUUAUCCUUAUCCUUCUUCUUCGUUUUUCUUCCGCCCUCUCUCUCUCUCCCUCUUCCUCUCUCAAUUCACAGUAGUGAUAGAAACACGGUGUUCAAUUUCGUAUUGCUUCACCGAUUUCGGUAACAACGGUAUAUAUUUCUCUAUCUGUUUAUCAAUUACUUUUCAGUGCAGUGGAAGGUCUUCAACAAUGGCGUCGAUAUGCCCGCCGACGUUCCCGUCGCCGCGUACGGAUCCCAAUCCCCAGAAGCUUAACUUUGUUCAUUCGAGAUUCAGCUCCUCCAAGCUCGGGAGAAGAUUGCAAUCGGGAGUUUCUCUGUCUAGGGUUCCUGAUUUCUCUUUCAGCUGCCGUUGCAGCGAUAAGAGAAGUGGCGGCGGUGAUAGCUCCGAUUCAGGUGCUGAGGACGCGUGGCGGUGGGACUUCGGUAUUCAGGAGACUUUUAGGAAUGCAAUUAAGCGUUUUGAUGAUUACUUGAGUUCGUUGAGGGAUCAGAGGGCAGAUGGAACUCUGGUUGUGGCAGAGAAAUGGGGAGAUGAAGAGGAGGAUGGAGAGGAGUGGGAUUGGGAGAGGUGGAGGAAACAUUUCGUCGAGGUUGAUGAGCAGGAGCGCAUUGUAUCGAUUUUGAAGUCUCAGUUAGCCAAUGCAAUUGAACGAGAGGAUUAUGAAGAAGCUGCUAGGAUAAAGGUGGCAAUUGCAGCUGCUGCUAGGAGCGACACUGUUGGCAGGGUUAUGUCCCAUCUAAAGAAAUCUGUAGAGGAAGAGCGAUACGGAGAUGCAGCUCUUAUACGUGAUCAUGCAGGGGCUGGUUUGGUUGGAUGGUGGGCUGGAACUUCAGAAGAUUCCAAUGAUCCUUAUGGUCGCAUUAUUCAUAUAAGCGCUGAGUAUGGAAGAUACAUUGCUAGAAGUUACAGUCCUAGGCAGUUGGCAACAUCUUCGGUCGGCGCUCCCGUGUUUGAGGUGUACCUAAGAGACAAUCAUGGAGGCGAUUAUAAGCAGCAGGCCGUUUACUUAAAGCGCAAAGGAGCUCCAGAAGAUGUUUAUGUUCCAUCCUUCAAGUCAUCUGGAGGUUCCAGAAGCCUGGACUCUCGUGAUGCAAGAGAUAACAAAAGCAAGCUAUUUGAAAGAAGUUCUGAAGAUACAGAGGAUGGUGAAGAUAUGGACGAUGAUAUUGGUUUUGAUAAUAUCCUGCAAGACAUGAUUCCUGGUGUGAAAGUCAAGGUUGUGAAAGUAACAGCACCAGAGAAGGUCGAUAGGGAUAUCAUAUCUAAGGUGAUUGAACAAAUAAUAGAUGAAGAGGAUGAAGAAAAGGACUAUGAGAUAGAAAGUGUAGAUGCUGACAAUGAGAUCAAAAGCGCUAAUGAGGAUGAGCACAGUGACACUGAUCUGGAUUCUGGUAGUGAAAUAGCCGAGGAAGAUGAGCAACAUCAAAUAGCACUUCAGGUUGUCGUUGGUGACGGUUUCCUCCAGAAAUUGUCUCGUGGUGCCCAUGCUAGAGACUUGCUUCGUGUUCCAGCAAGGCUAGAGAAAAAGGGUCGGAUGACAUUUACAUUUACAGUUGAGGAAGAUGCCAAUGAGCACCAGCCUGGUGGUGAUGGGCCGUCUGCAAAAAACAAAAGAUCUAAGCUUCCAGGUCAACGUAGCAUCGAUAAUCUUAUGCUUGAUUUUGUUAAAUCCAUUGGCAAAGGGAAGAUUCCCAUGAAGGUUCUUCAAGAUGUAGGUGAACUGAUAAAUCUAACACUCAAUCAAGCUCGAAACAGUCAACCACUCUCCGGGUCCACCACAUUUAGUCGCAUUGAUGUUUCUUCGUCUUCAGAUCCACUAAAUGGCUUAUACAUUGGUGCACAUGGGCUCUACACUUCAGAAGUUAUUCAUAUGAGGCGGAGAUUUGGCCAGUGGAAUGAGGAUGGGAGCACAAAGAAACCUUCAAAAAUUGAAUUUUAUGAGUAUGUUGAAGCUGUUAAAUUAACUGGAGACGCUUAUGUUCCAGCUGGCCAGGUUGCCUUUCGUGCAAAAGUAGGAAAAAAGUAUCAGCUUCCUCAUAAAGGGAUUAUCCCUGAAGAAUUUGGGGUGAUUGCUCGAUAUAGAGGUCAAGGAAGAUUGGCCGAGCCUGGAUUUCAGAGUCCUCGAUGGGUUGAUGGUGAACUCGUUAUAUUGGAUGGAAAGUAUAUCAAAGGAGGUCCUGUUGUUGGUUUUGUUUACUGGGCUCCUGAAUAUCACUUCUUGGUAUUCUUCAAUCGACUCAGGCUGCUGGACUGAGUACUUGUCACAUCAAAUUCAGAUGUUAUUGUUUUUGUUUGUUCUUAGAUUAGGAUUUGGGCCCAAGGAAAUUCCAGUUUCCGGUAUCUAGUCGAGGAAGUGUUUGAUGAAACCCCACGCAACUCGUCUUCCCCAACAAUUUCUGUCGCCCAGGAAUAAUGCUUUUCUGUACUUGUGCAGUUGAGGUGGCAAUUAUGGCCCGAGUCCUCUCUCAUCAUACUUGUGGGGAAGUUGGAGAUUUUGAGCAAUCAGGCCAAAUCCUUGUAGCUGACCCUUUCUGGUUAGCUAUGUCAAGCAUAGCGGUAGUCGUCGUGACAUUAACCUACUACUCGAAAUUUUGAGUAGUAAUGUUUACUUGAUAACAGGCUCAUCUAACUUAUGCCCAGCCUGUCCUGCUAUCUUUCUCCUCAGAAUGUAUAUAUCACUUGGCUCCAUUAUGUAUAUAUUUAGCUUCUGCAUCUAUUCCCAUUUGUCAACAAGUUCAGCAUCCAAUGUUGUAUGGGAAUGAUGAUGGUGAUGCAUUGGGUUUCCCCACAGGUUCAUUGUUUCAUAGAUGGCAGUUUUAUUUUGUACCGUGUGAACAUAGUUUAUUGAGAAAAUAGCCUGUAAAUUAUUGAAUGUUGGCCACAAUUAUGAUCUUGCACGCCAUAAAAAGUUUUUAUGUAGCACAAAAA
Molecule: messenger RNA, 2998 nt
Organism: Salvia miltiorrhiza (redroot sage)
Lineage: Eukaryota; Viridiplantae; Streptophyta; Magnoliopsida; Lamiales; Lamiaceae
Product: protein EXECUTER 1, chloroplastic
Exons: 12
Coding region: 258-2324 (688 amino acids)
Biological process (GO): singlet oxygen-mediated programmed cell death; response to singlet oxygen
Cellular component (GO): thylakoid membrane
Source: RefSeq, a predicted model, not a curated record